AUGAGAUGGCGUCAUGAGGAGCGUUCCCAAGAUAGCAUUCUAAGACAUCCAGCUGACUCUGAUGCAUGGAAAUCUUUUGAUAUUUUACAUCCAGGAUUUUCUAGAGAGCCUCGUAAUGUUAGACUUGGGCUAGCAUCUGAUGGAAUCAACCCUUUUGGUAAUAUGAGUGUUUCGUAUAGCACUUGGCCAGUAAUUGUUAAUGAGUUACAGGAAUUAUGGCAUUAUGGAGUUGAGACUUUUGAUGCUUCAAAAAAGGAAAAUUUUUGCAUGCAUGCUGCACUUUUAUGGACAAUUAAUGAUUUUCCUGCAUAUUCUAAUUUGUCAGGGUGGAGUACUAAAGGAGCAAUGGCUUGUCCUUCAUGCAUUGAGGAGACCCCAUCUACUCGACUUAAAUAUGGUCGUAAGUUUUCUUACAUGGGGGCUCAUCGAUUUUUACCUAUGAAUCAUAAAUGGCGAGAGAACAAGUCUUCCUUUGAUGGAAAAUUGGAGAAAAGGUUUGCUCCCAAGAAGAUGUCAGGAGAUGAUGUGUUCAACCAAUUGCAAAUGCUUCAACAUGUUAUAUUUGAUAUUGAGGGGAAAACCAAAGACAACUUGAAUGCUUGUCGUGAUUUGAAGGAAAUGGGUAUAAGGAAGGAUUUGCAUCCAACUCAAAAGGAUGGGAAGUGGUUUUAUUUAGCAGCAUGUUACACUUUAUCUUCAGAGGAAAAAACUAAAAUAUGUAAGUUUUUAAAAAGUGUAAAGGUUCCUGUUGGAUAUUCAUCUAACAUCUCACGAUGUGUAAGUGUUAAAGAGUGCAAGAUAAAUGGUCUCAGGAGCCAUGAUUCCCAUAUUCUUUUAGAAAAAAUUCUUCCUAUGGCAAUUCGUGGAGUUGUACCUAAUAAUGUGUAUGAUGCUAUAACUGAAUUGAGCAUUUUUAGAGAGUUGUGCUCAAAAGUGUUGAAAAAAGAAGCAUUAGAGCGCCUUGAAUCUCAAAUUGUAAUAACCUUGUGCAAAUUAGAAAGAAUCUUUCCACUAGCAUUUUUUGAUGUUAUGGUGCACUUAAUUGUUCACCUUGCAACUGAAGCAAAAAUUGCAGGACUUGUACAAUAUCGAUGGAUGUAUCCUAUCGAGAGAUAA
Pistacia vera is the source of this 1116-nucleotide messenger RNA. RefSeq lists its product as uncharacterized. Bases 1 to 1116 code for a protein of 371 amino acids. The transcript is spliced from 3 exons. NCBI's taxonomy places the organism in Eukaryota, Viridiplantae, Streptophyta, Magnoliopsida, Sapindales, Anacardiaceae. The record is from RefSeq and is a predicted model, not a curated record.